Messenger RNA from Lotus japonicus, 780 nucleotides. RefSeq lists its product as uncharacterized. The record is from RefSeq and is a predicted model, not a curated record. Lineage: Eukaryota; Viridiplantae; Streptophyta; Magnoliopsida; Fabales; Fabaceae. Bases 1 to 780 code for a protein of 259 amino acids. The transcript has a single exon. Gene Ontology annotation, molecular function: nucleic acid binding; zinc ion binding.
AUGACCGUAGCUGAGUAUGCUUCUAAGUUGGAGUCGUUGGCGAAACAUUUCCGCUACUUUCGAGGACAGAUAGAUGAAGGCUAUAUGUGCGAGCGCUUCAUUGAUGGGCUGAGUUAUGAGCUACAGAGAGCGGUGCAACCGCUAGAGCUAAACCGCUACCAAGUGCUGGUGGAGAAGACCAAGGGAAUCGAGGCCAUUGAUAACGCAAGGGGAAAGUACCAAGGUCUGAACAAGUCUAACCAAGGAAGUGGAGGUCCGACAAGGACUAACCAAGGAAGAGAUGACCAGGGCAAGCACUAUAAGAAGAAGCCGUACCUCCGUUCUCAGGGGGAGGGAGCAGUUUCUGGGUCCUUUUAUCCCUCGGGCGAAAAUAAUUUUGCACCAAGACCUCUAUCAGUAAGUUUGGAGGAUGUGACUUGCUUCAAGUGCAACAAGAAGGGACAUUUUGCCAAUCGCUGUACUGAGCCGGUUUGCUGGAACUGCAACAAGGUUGGACAUUUUUCUAAGGAUUGCAAGGUUCCUAAGGUUGAGGUUACUACGAAUGUUGCUGGGGCUAGGAGGCCUACUGCUAGUGGAAGGGUCUACUCGAUCAGCGGAGCUGGAGCUGAUGAAGACAAUGGUAUGAUGCGCAGUACCCGCGAGAUCCCGGGUAAUUCCCUUGUCGUACUAUUUGAUUAUGGUGCUACACAUUCUGUUAUAGACUUAGCUUUUGUGACGUGGUUAAAGCUAGAUGUGACAGAAUUACCGUUCGACUUGAUAGUAUCUAUCCUUGUUUCAUAA